UAAAGAAAAGGCCCAGCCCUCAGAAGGUCCGAGAGCCACAGCUUGGAACCAAGCGGAAAUGCAUGGAACGUGAUAAAGUGACGAUCAUUGUAAACAAACCCCAAGGUUUUGCUAGCUGUAAAAGGAAUGUCGUGGCUGGUGUCUUUUACUUGAAACUCCAGGAUGUUGUGUGAAGUCCUGCUGUCAUCGCUAUGGUUCCUAUUUGUUAUCUUCUGGGUCGAGACAAUAGGUGUUUGGCUGUUUCUGUCUAUGUUCUACCAGGACCGGGCGUUUUACCACUGGGGAGAUGGGGUAUUUGCAGAUGAUCCUGGACAGAUGAUAUACAUGUUGAGCAGGGUUGAUAACGACAUGCAAACAGAAAUGCAGACCUCAGACAUGCAAAGAUGAAGACUUCCAUCGAAAGGACUUUCAAUGGAGUGCAGCGAUACAACUGAAGAACAUAUGAAAAGCUGUAGCUGUUUUUCCUUUUCACUGACUGCUCGCCCACUGCUGUGCACAAUGCUUGUUAACAUAAAUACAUGUAGGCCCACUCUAAGUUACAGGUGGUGAAGAGUUACAACUAAGCUAUAAGCUUAUAGGGAAUAAUUGAUAUAACAUAUAUGUUCCCCUUCAGAACUUAAUCGACAAGCAAAAUCAAUGUAGCAGAAAAAAACGUGGUAUUGUGUGUCUUUGUUUUAAUUUUGUUUGGAGACUUUCGGAGAUUCGGUUUUGGUCAUACUGUUGUUCCACGCAACUCCAUUUAUUGCUGUCUGCCGUCAUAUAUGUUUUGAAUAUCAGAUUGCAGUAAAUCUGUACUUAGUUGGGUUUAUGAAUGUUGUAGUCAGAUGUGUUAAUGUCACAACCACAAUAAGUAAUCUAGCUUUGAAUAUAGGAGGUGGUGGAACCAUAAACCGAACACAAAAGAACCAUAACUAAGAUUUCAUUAUUUGAUCAAGGAAAUCCUAUUUUUCUAAACUAAGAACUCUCUUACAAUAUAUUCUGGUUAUAAAGUGCAUUUCAAAUCUUGGAAAUACUUUCAACAACAUUUUGUGGCCUUUAUCUGUUAAUUUUGUUCAGUUGUUCGUCAUUUGAUCUGUAUUUCACUAUAAGACUUGUUGUCAAUAGGACACAUAAUAACUGAGCAUCAUUGGUAGCAACUGCAAAAGUUCAAACUGCUGUGGAAGAUCACAAGAUGGAGCCGAAAGCCCUGAGUUAUAUUUUCAUCAGUUAGACGCAAUAUGUAUAUUGCCAAAAACAGGAACAUAGUAUUGAAGAGGGUGGACACUGGCCGGUGACCUCUCUUAAAGCAAUAAUUCAAUGAGAUAUCUAUGAAAUGAAAGAAAAGUGAAAUUACACCUUCAAAAUAUACGAUUAUUUGCAAGUCUGUGAGAUUAUUGGUCUUCCAACAGAUUGCUUUUCAACAAUACCAGCAAAUUAUUUGGGUUUUAUUUUGUAACUCAGAUAAAGAAUGUCAAUUUUUUUUUUUUAUAUAUAUAAAUAUGCAAAAUAAAUGGAAGUAUUUUGAGUGCAUGUUUUUUCUGAGUGUACUAUACGUUGAAAUACGUAACAUGCCAGGACAGCAGGGGUCGCUAACAUAAAGCUAAACCUAACCCUAAACUCGGCGGAUCUCUAACAUCACCGCCGGGUCAUUCAUCCUAUCCUGCCGGAUCCAAAUAAAAACAUGUCGUAUGCAUUCUGAUUAAAGUGGAUUUUUCGUAUAGCUUGGAUCUUCUGCCAUAUAGUGGUUGAUUAUUUGUGCAAACAAUUGUUCAUAGUUUUGAGCAGUUUGUUAAAAAAAUGGCUCCGACGAUUCAGUCCCAAUCUCAACGAGAAGAUGGACACAGUCGGCAGUCCUCUCAUAGAACUGUUCCAGAGAGGUCAGGGGUGGUCUGUCGAGUGAAGUACUGCAACAGCCUGCCAGACAUCCCUUUUGACCCCAAAUUCAUCACAUAUCCAUUUGAUCAGCACAGGUUUGUACAGUAUAAAGCCACUUCUCUAGAGAAGCAGCACAAGCAUGAGCUCCUGACUGAGCCUGACCUCGGGGUCACCAUUGAUCUUAUCAACCCAGACACUUACCGCGUAGACCCAUGUAUACUUUUGGAUCCUGCUGAUGAAAAACUGUUGGAAGAAGACAUCCAGGCUCCAUCCAGUUCAAAGAGGUCACAGCAGCAUGCCAAAGUGGUCCCGUGGAUGAGAAAGACUGAAUAUAUUUCUACAGAGUUCAACAGAUAUGGCGUUUCUAAUGAGAAAGUCGAAGUCAAGAUCGGUGUAUCUGUCAAACAGCAGUUUACAGAAGAAGAAAUCUACAAGGAUAGAGACAGCCAGAUUUCUGCUAUUGAGAAAACAUUUGAGGAUGCACAGAAGUCGAUUGCAACGCACUACAGUAAACCUAGAGUUACUCCCGUGGAAGUUCUUCCUGUGUUCCCCGACUUCAAGAUGUGGAUCAACCCAUGUGCUCAGGUCAUCUUUGACUCUGAUCCUGCGCCUAAAGACUUGUCAGCACCGCAAGGAGUGGAAAUGAUGUCACAGGCUAUGAUCAGGGGUAUGAUGGACGAGGAAGGAAAUCAGUUUGUGGCCUACUUCCUGCCCAACGAAGAAACAAUUCGCAAGCGCAAGAGAGACUGCGAUGAGGGCAUGGAUUAUAUGCCUGAGGAUCUGUAUGAUUACAAGAUAGCCAGGGAGUACAACUGGAAUGUCAAGAACAAAGCCAGCAAGGGUUAUGAAGAGAAUUACUUCUUCAUCUUCAGAGACGGAGAUGGUGUUUACUACAAUGAACUUGAGACAAGAGUGCGUCUGAGCAAGAGGAGAGCCAAGGCUGGGGCGCAGUCCACCACAAAUGCUGUGCUGGUGUGUAAGCACAGAGACAUGAACGAGAAGGAACUUGAAGCCCAGGACGCACGUAAAGCUCAGCUGGAGAACCAUGAGCCAGAAGAUGAAGAGGAAGACCUGGACUUGGAUAAGGACAUGCAGGACUCCGGUGAUGAGAAAGAGAAGGGCAGUGGCAGUGAGGCAGAGAACUCUGGCAGUGACUCUGAGCGGGAGGAUGAAGAGCCGGAACAAAGAGCAGAGGAAGACGAGGAGGAACAGGGUAGAGAGAAGCGGAAGAGGAAGGCAAGCGGCAGUGGGAGCGAGAGCGGCGAGGAGAGGACCAGAGAAAUGCGAGAUGAGGAGGAGAUCUUCGGCAGUGACGAUGACAGUGAAGACAAUGAAGAUGAGAACAAGACCUCAGCCCGGAGCAGUGCGGCGGAGGGCAGCGGGAGUGAGGAUGAAGGAGGGAACAGAGGAGGCAGCCGGAGCCGCAGUGCCUCUCCAGCACACAGCAACCGCAGCAGUGACCACUCGGAGACCCGGGCUCAGAGCGGAAGCGGAAGUGAGAGAGGCUCAGACUCCAGUGAUGCCAGUGACAGUGAAUGAGAUCUCUGAUCAGGACAGCAAGGUGACGGCCACCUUUCUUAGCUGUAUGUUCAUCUCCAAACAUCUGUCACUGACCUUAAUAUUAGUUCAGUCUGGAGAUGUAGCUUAUAUAGCAAAUAUCAAAGGAUAUUUGUGUGAGAUAUUUGGUUUUGGACCCAGGACAUCUCACUUCCAAAACCUUUUUAAUUGUAGAUGAAACUCUCGCACCUGUAGCCAUUUGUACACCAUAUACAAUAAAGGGUCAUGUAAAAAUGUCUUUGUUCCCUCUGUUUUUGACUUGUGAUUGUGUAACGGCUUUGAAACUGAUAAUAAAAUACAGGUGGAAUUUUGUAAGAA
Messenger RNA from Eleginops maclovinus (Patagonian blennie), 3729 nucleotides. RefSeq names its product PAF1 homolog, Paf1/RNA polymerase II complex component (gene paf1). Lineage: Eukaryota; Metazoa; Chordata; Actinopteri; Perciformes; Eleginopidae. Gene Ontology annotation, cellular component: Cdc73/Paf1 complex. The transcript has 17 exons. The coding region runs from base 1777 to 3393 and encodes 538 amino acids. Gene Ontology annotation, molecular function: chromatin binding; RNA polymerase II complex binding. The record is from RefSeq and is a predicted model, not a curated record. Gene Ontology annotation, biological process: transcription elongation by RNA polymerase II.